AUGGCUGGGGUCGUGACCUGCUUGGAACCGCUGGAGGUGAGGCCCCAUGGGAUCUCGGAGAGCCUCACAUUUCUGCACGUGGAGGCUGCCGACGACGGGUGUGCCGACGAGCACCGUGCCGGCCCCCCGGGCAUGGACACCGACCUGAGGGCGCUGGAUAUGGCGAAGAUGUGCCUUCAGCAGGGGAUGCCGCAGUUGGCGAAGGUGUUCAUGGAUACGGUGCGAGAUGAGGCAGGUCAUGGAGGUCAGGUCAGGCGGAUGCCACCGCACAGCCAGCAGGCCAGCUUUGCCGCGCUCUCGGGAGCGAAUUCCGGCGGGCGAGGCGCCCUCCGGGUGCCGGUUCGCGGUGGGCCAGCGCGUGGCGUUCGCGGACCACGAGGCCGACGAGUGGAGGGAGGGCGUGGUGACUUGCGCGGACCCGCUGCUGAUUCGCCCCGGCGGUUACGAG
Prorocentrum cordatum is the source of this 448-nucleotide messenger RNA. Lineage: Eukaryota; Dinophyceae; Prorocentrales; Prorocentraceae. The record is from the annotation of a GenBank genome assembly.